Molecule: messenger RNA, 1517 nt
Organism: Heterobasidion irregulare TC 32-1
Lineage: Eukaryota; Fungi; Basidiomycota; Agaricomycetes; Russulales; Bondarzewiaceae
Exons: 1
Coding region: 35-1312 (425 amino acids)
Source: RefSeq, a predicted model, not a curated record
CAAGAACUGUAGAACUAUAGAGCAUACUUACAAGAUGAACUAUAAUAAUCGACCCGUACCUCCGACGUCCAGCCUUCCUCCUCUCAACCGCCUAUCAGCACACUCUCUAUCACAGGUCACAAAUGCGCUAGACAAUAUUCGCAUUCUCUACUUCCCACCACCAUCCCCGCCCCGUCGUUACAGUCUCCGAAACCGCGCUCUUCAGCAUCGGCAUCUCAUCCAUGAUGACUCUGUACCCGACUCUGGUUAUGCAUCUGCGGAGGAAGAUGACGAGGAUACCGGAGUUGUCGAAGAGGUGGUAGCGAUUCCAGUGAGCUCGUCUGUCGAGGGGGAAGGAGACGGCGAAGAGCCGUUCGAUAUCGAUGUCCUUCGCUCUGACACCUUCGAGCGCGCGUUUGCCAUCAAAUGGCUCACAGCCUUCGCAGCCCGCGCAGAUGUUUGGAUAUCCACCUCUCCCAUCGAAGAAGACGAGCGCACUCAGGCCGUCGACGAUGCGGCCAACAUCCUCGCCUCGUUCGUCGGCGCCGAGCCGGAACAGGCACUCACCCGGGCGUUCUCUUUCCCAUUCCUCGGCUCCAAGGCAGAUACAAUCGAGGUGGAGCUCAACGAUGCGCCGCUCCUGAGUGGAGACCAUACUUCAGUCGGGUUGCAGAGCUGGGCAAGCUCAAUCAUCCUCUCGGAGCGCAUGUGUGCACAACCGGCAACCUUUCGCCUGGAUGCGAACUCCAGCCGUAACGGUGGGCGAAUUUUGGAGCUUGGCUCGGGCACAGGUCUCCUUAGCAUCUCGGCGGCAAAAAUACUUCAGCGAUAUGGUGCCCUAGAAAAUACCACGAUCGUCGCAACGGACUUCCACCCAGACGUACUUGCGAACCUCCGUCGCAAUGUUGACACUAACUUCACCUCCUUCCAUAAUGCAAUUGACGUGCGCUGUCUCGACUGGGAAUAUCUGGAUUUAGCCGCUCCUUUUGACAAGCCGUUUGAUAUUAUCCUUGCAGCGGAUGUCGUUUAUCACCCAUCGCACGCGGCGUGGAUCAAGGCGUGCGUUUACAGUCUACUUGCGAAGCCUACUGCGACGGGUGCUAUUGGCGGUGUAUUCUGGCUUAUAGUCGCUUUGAGAGCGAGUGGGCGGCAUGAGGGCGUGGCCGACACGGUGAAUGAUGUCUUUCCAAGCGCCCAGGAUGUUAGGUUGACGAUGUCGUCAGAGUGGGAGUUGGCUGUGCUGCAUCAGCAGCGCCUCGAGCGUCAGGGUGGGAUAGGAAGAGCGGACGAGGGUGGGUAUAAGUUAUUUGAGAUUGGGUGGGUACGAUCAUAAUGCCCCUAGAUAGCGCUACGUUUGGAACUUGGUUGCAUCCAUCCGUCCAUCUUGCAUCAUUGGUCGAUCCUUGUUGAGACUGCUCAGCUUACAAUACAUAGAUCCAUGUACAUUAUCUGCAUACAUCCGCCAUACUACACCAUAAUCUUUAUGUAGGUCGUCGUCCUAAACCGCAUAGAACCAAGGCAGCCGUCAUAACAUCGUC